AAACCCGGUGAAGACCACAGAAGAUCUGCAUGGAGGCUAACGGCUUAAACAUGACGUCAUGUCAGACAUCUGCAGGCUGUGGAGCGCCAGGGGGGCGGAGCCAGCCCCGUGAUUGGCCGGCGGGGAACAGCUCUCGACCCUGGGGACUGACCCCACACCCAUGUGUGUGUGUGUGUGUGUGCGUGUUUGUGUUCUUCAAGCAUAUUUCCUGUUGCGUUGCUUCUUCUUCUUCUUCUUCUUCUUAGAACUGGAUGGAUCAUCUCCACUGAACAGAAGUAGCUGCUUCCUCUCUACUUUUCUCAAUGUUUGAUUAUGACUUCUGCUGCUGAGGUCAUCAUGAACUUCUCCACCGCCGCUGUCUCUGCGACGUCGUUUGAGCCGACGACGUUUGAGCCGACGCCGUCUGUGCCGAUGCCGUCUGUGCUGACGUCGACUUUCCCGACGCCGUUUGAGCCAACCUCUCCUCCUCCUGGAGUAGUGACGGAGAUACUGACGAAGGGCAGCCACGUGGAUGACGGCGUGUUCGCGGCUUUGAUUGCAGGUGAGAAACGUUUCCUCCCGCCGAGGUCCCGCCAACGCAGCUUCCCCGUCAUCUUCUCGCUGUCCACCUUCUCCUCCUCAGCCAUCGCCGUCUCCGUGCUGCUGCUGCUCGUCUGCAUCGGCGUGCUGCUGCUGUGGAGCUCGUCCAGACACAAAGGCUCCUACGCCACCAACGAGACGGAGGGCGAGGAGGGCGAGGACGAGGAGGAGGCGCUCCAGAGGACCAGGGUGGAGGACUGAGGAGGAGGAAACCUUUAACAUGAAGACUCCCGCUGAGGUGUGGAGGACUAAAAAGAGCUUUUUCUACACUGAGGACGUUUUUCAGAAAAAAGAGCCGAUCUCAUAAAUCUGCAGGAAGCAACUCUGCUCAUUUUGUGGGACAAAAACUCUCGGACAUUUGAGAUUGUCCAAUAAAAUGUAAGUUUUGACAUCUGACCUUUACCCUCAAAUCUCCUUCAAUGUUGAAUAUUUGUUUCAUGUUUUUCUAAUCAAAUGUUAAAAACUACACAACGUGCAAACGCUGGUAAACGUGCUCGUUCUUCUUCUUCUUCUGUUUGUUGCCGGAUCACAAGCCAACUUGUAAAAGUGUGACAAUGAAUAAAAUCAAUUUAUUGGC
Molecule: messenger RNA, 1156 nt
Organism: Gasterosteus aculeatus aculeatus (three-spined stickleback)
Lineage: Eukaryota; Metazoa; Chordata; Actinopteri; Perciformes; Gasterosteidae
Source: RefSeq, a predicted model, not a curated record